Gossypium raimondii (Peruvian cotton) is the source of this 751-nucleotide messenger RNA. Its product is annotated as dihydroceramide fatty acyl 2-hydroxylase FAH1. The transcript is spliced from 6 exons. Gene Ontology annotation, biological process: lipid biosynthetic process; fatty acid metabolic process. Bases 18 to 731 code for a protein of 237 amino acids. The record is from RefSeq and is a predicted model, not a curated record. NCBI's taxonomy places the organism in Eukaryota, Viridiplantae, Streptophyta, Magnoliopsida, Malvales, Malvaceae. Gene Ontology annotation, molecular function: iron ion binding; fatty acid 2-hydroxylase activity. Gene Ontology annotation, cellular component: membrane; endoplasmic reticulum.
AAGAAGAAGCUGUGAGGAUGGUCAGUAAGCCUUUUACAGUUGAUUUGAAUAAGCCUAUUGUUUUCCAGGUUGGCCAUCUCGGGGAAGCUUAUGAGAAAUGGGUUCACCAACCUAUCGUAACCAAGGAUGGUCCUCGGUUUUUCGCCAACGACUUUUGUGAGCUGUUGACACGCACUAAAUGGUGGGUGAUCCCCCUAGUUUGGCUACCAGUUGUAUGUUGGCUUGUGUGUAUCUCCACCCAAAGAGGUCUCACUCCUACAGAGGCAGCCUUGGCAGUGGUUGGUGGCAUCUUCAUCUGGACACUUCUCGAGUAUUGUUUGCACCGUUUUCUUUUCCAUAUUAAAACAACAAGUUAUUGGGGAAACACCUUUCACUAUCUACUUCAUGGCUGCCAUCACAAGCACCCUUUGGAUGGGCUACGCCUUGUUUUUCCCCCAGCUGCUACAGCUAUUCUGUGUGCGCCGGUGUGGACCAUGUUUAAGCUUUUAUCAUCUCCUUCAACAGCUCCAGCUUUGUUUGGAGGUGGGUUGCUGGGAUAUGUAACGUAUGACUGCACCCAUUACUACUUGCACCAUGGGAAGCCGUCUAAAGGAUAUGGUCAAAUUCUCAAGAGAUAUCACUUGAAUCAUCACUUCAAAGUUCAGAACAAGGGAUUUGGGAUUACAUCAUCUAUUUGGGACCACGUGUUUGGAACAUUCCCUGCAACCCAAGUGAGCGACAUAAGUAGGUGAUAGCGUACUAAUUCUCUAUA